Athalia rosae (coleseed sawfly) is the source of this 4047-nucleotide messenger RNA. RefSeq names its product zinc finger protein 420-like. The transcript is spliced from 8 exons. Bases 342 to 3806 code for a protein of 1154 amino acids. NCBI's taxonomy places the organism in Eukaryota, Metazoa, Arthropoda, Insecta, Hymenoptera, Athaliidae. The record is from RefSeq and is a predicted model, not a curated record. Gene Ontology annotation, molecular function: RNA polymerase II cis-regulatory region sequence-specific DNA binding; DNA-binding transcription activator activity, RNA polymerase II-specific. Gene Ontology annotation, biological process: regulation of transcription by RNA polymerase II. Gene Ontology annotation, cellular component: nucleus.
AUAACAGCACUCGUUGAACAGCACGUUGACCGUCAUUGGCAUUUGGCUAGCAUUUGGCUUCUUCAUUUAAGGUUGACAUUAAUUAAUGGAGUUCCAAAUCAACAACCAUUAAACCAAACCUCCAUUCAGUUAUUAUGAGUUGAGCACACACAUGUGUAUACACAUACAUAUAUUCAUGGCAUUCUGCUGUGACGUCGGUUUAAAUGGCCUUACGAAAAUAAUUAUUCUCACAUUGAUUACAAAAUUCAAUAUACAUAGGACGCAGUAUAUCUGAAUAACCGACGUAAAUUUGAAUUAAAUAUGAAUCACAUUUGCAGUAUAUUUUUAAUUUUCAAUGCAAAAUGAUUACGAGCCACAGCAUCGAAAUUAGUUCUGACAAUAUUCAUGCAGAUGAGUUGGAACGACCUGAAAAAAUCAUUAUGGACACUAACAUUAAUAACGCAUGUGAGCUUGCUUGCUCCAUGUGCAAUGACACAUUUCAAACUAAAGAAGAAUUCAUAAACCAUUCGAGAGCUCUUAGCAUCCAGUUGCCGAUAAAUGGUUUAGUGCAUGAUGAGACAAUGAGGAAGGAAAACUACUCAGAAGUUGAACAAAAACAAAGUGACAGCUCAAGUCCAUAUCUAGUCAGGCCAUUCAAAUGUUGUCUCUGCAAAUUGAUGUUCGACAGAAUGUCACAGCUGGACAGGCAUAGACGAAGUGUACAUCACCAAGAAAGAUCACAGAUCUGUCAGAUCUGUGGCAAAGGAUUUUAUAGUCAAACAGAUUUGAAAACUCAUCUGAACAUUCACUUGGGAACAAAUAGAUGCAUAUGCGAAGUCUGCGGAAGAAAAUUUAAUCACGUAUCUAAUUUAACGAGGCAUAGCCGAAUACAUUCAGGGGCAAAGCCGUACCCGUGUUCCAUCUGUGGAAAGAGGUUUACACAGAUCAAUACACUGGUUAGGCACAAAGCUAUUCAUAACCGAGGAUAUCAGAGUAUUGACUGUUGUUUCUGUGACAAACAAUACAGAACUGAGAGUCGUCUCAAGGAGCACAUGAAAAAAUUGCAUGGAGUUGUAGAAGAGGCCACUGAAGAUCACAGAAAAAUAAUGAAAAGGCAGCACCAUUGCAAAAUUUGCGGUGAAAGUUUUCAGUUUGUGGAAUUGUUGAGAGAUCAUGAAAAAAACCACCAAAAUUUUAAAACCUUGGACUGCAGAAGCUGUAAUCAGAAGUUCCACAAAACGGAUGAAAUCAAAGAACAUAGGUGUGGAAACCAAAAGCUACGUAAUGCUGGUGAUGUAACAUCUAAAAAAAUAAUUUCUGAUGAAAACCCCGCAGCUGUAAUAGUCCAAUCGAAGAGUGAAGUGCACACGAAUAAAGGAAAUGAAAGUGUUCUCAAACAACUUAAAGGCAUAAAUGAAGAUACCUAUGAGACAUAUUGUAGAAAAAUGCAUACAUUGACGGAGCUACUGAAUUUAAACGAUCUGAAACAUCUACAAAACAAUGAAUUCGAGCAGAGAUUAUGCCAGAACACAGACAUCAGUCCUGAAAAGAAACAUGUAGAUAAUCAGCAGACUAAAGAGACUGUUGUUUAUGUUACCUCUGAACAUCUCUCAAAUAUGAACACAAAACAAGUCGUCGAUACAGCAAAUCAUUUUUUACAGGAACACUUGAUGGAACUCGCCUCAGAAAAUUCAACACAAGCUGAAAAUAUGAACUCUCGAUACUGUGAUGACGGAACUGCCGUGUCUGAUAUGAUAAACAGUUGUUGGAAAGAAAUUGAAAUUUCUGAUGAAAGCAAGCCCGAAGUUCCUUAUAAACACCCUGUGUCUUCUGAGAUCAGCAACCAGAAUAUUUUAUACGUUCAAUCGUUACAUAAAGAUGGCCUUAUAUUGUUAAAUGAAAGUGGUAGAUUAUGUGGUAACGUCUCCCUCGAUGUUACUCUACAAAAAUGCCAUGACUUGAACAACGACUCAAAUGAAAGUUUAAAUUUAAUCCCACGAACAGAGCACUCGCACACACAAAAAAUGAAAUUUUGUGAAAAACAAUGUGUCAAACGGCCCUCCGAUUUAACAAGAAAUGAAAAUUCAACCGUGAAAGUACCAGGAGCUAAAGAAUUGAAUCAAAGACAAACGCGAGAGUUAAAAUCCCAACAUUCUAUUGACAAUGUAGAACCCACUGAACAAUUUGACAAUGAUCGCUUGCAAAUUGAGAGUACAAGUCCUUUGUCAUCCGAAAAUAUUGAAGAAUUAUUAAAAAGUAGUACAGAUAAUAUUAACACAAUUGUUAGUAGACAAUUCGAUAAUCAGGAACCAUCGUUGAGAUUGGUACAAACAGAAAAUGGAGAGCAAUUUUAUGAACUACUAAUCUCAAAUUAUUCAGAAAAAUCUGAAAACUCCCUUCAGCCUGACAGAAAAUCAGCUGUAACUGUGAACGAAAAUAUAAAAAUCGCACAAAAUGAUCCACUAGGUGAAUCGUUACUGAAAUUAGUACAAUUAGAAAAUGGUCAAAGAGUUUUGGGAAUAUCAAGAAGCACUAUGUCAGAUAAACCUGAUAUUGCAAACAUACCUGAGAAUCUUGCUGAAAUGCAAGACAUUGAAAAGGUUGCCUUGGACACAAAACCUAUUAACGGAAAUUCCGAGACAUUGUCAGAAACCAAUAAUGAUAAGUAUAGAGCAAAGAGUUUGUCACAGAAUAAAAGCGAAAAAUUUUUAUACUUGACCCAGAGUGAUAAAGAUAAUUUGAUUGAUUUCUUUGAAAUAGAAACCUUUGAGACACAAGAACAAGUUAAUUUCAAUCUGGUAUCAGAUGUAGUAGGACAGAAUAUGUCACAAACAAGUUUCGAUAAUCCACAGAUAUUAAAUAGAUUCAAAAGUAUGGAAAAUUAUGAGUCGCCAAUAGAUAACGAUAGUUGCGAAGACUUUUUCAGACUAAUUCAGAGCAGUCCUUCCAAGUCCAAUGACAAAAAUAAAAGCGAAUCUAAACAAACUAAAAGAGAAGAAGGUCCCAUGGUUAGACUCGUACAAAAUGAAGAUGGAGCACAAUUUUUCGAGCUUAUUCGAGGUGAUAUGGAAUUUGCUGAACCGCAAGAGUUAGAAGUAGUUGAAGCCAACAAAACGGACUCACUUACAAGUUGUACUAAAAUGCCUGAGAAUUCACGUCUAGAAUCUAGCCCAACGGUCCAUGAUAUAAAUGACAAAACUAAAAGAGAAUGGGACCCACCUCACAAAAAAAAACAUAAAAAUAAUUCCAAAAAAUAUAGCUGCGAUGUAUGCCAAAAAUUAUUCUCUAAAGGUUACAACUACAAACAACACGUUGGAACACAUUUUGCCAAUAGACAAAAAUUUAAAUGCAAAGAAUGCGGGAAACUAUUUGCCUGGAAGUCUACUUUCAAUAAACAUAUGGCCAGUCAUCGAGCUGGUGGACAACAGAAAUUUGUGUGCGAGAUUUGCCCAAAAGUCUAUACAACUUGGUCUCAAGUAAACGAACAUGUGAAACGGGAUCAUUUGAAAGAGCGUAACCACAAAUGCAUAGUCUGUCCAAAAACCUUUUUCAAGAAAUGGGACCUGAAUAUACAUCUUCGUACACAUACUAAAGAACGGCCAUAUGAGUGUCGCGUUUGUCAUAAAAGCUUUCAUCAUCAGAGUCAUGUCAUUCGACACGAGCGCAUUCAUUCGGGAGAAAGGCCUUAUGCAUGUAAUAUUUGUGAUAAGACAUUCACCCAACCAGGAUCAUUGAAAACCCAUAGACAGCGGCAUCAGGAAUUGAAAAUAGACAUCCUGGAUUAUCAGAUGGAUGAAGAUGAUCCUCUACCGCAGCCAAGAUUUUAGAUCAAGCUAAAAACGAAUCCUCAUAUGAAGGGAGAAAUUGAACCAAAAAUAGAUUAAUAUAGGUAUAUUGGCUGGCGGGUUCUGAGACCGAAUUUAUUUUCCGAACUUCCCUCUAGACUGUAUCACCCAGAAAUUCUCAACCAUGUGGAUAAAACUGUACAUGCAUAGAUCUGAAGUAAAGACGUACAUUGUUUCGACAAAAAGUUUGUAUUAAAGCCCUGAGUACAGUAUCUAACAAGUA